Nezara viridula (southern green stink bug) is the source of this 2128-nucleotide messenger RNA. The record is from the annotation of a GenBank genome assembly. Lineage: Eukaryota; Metazoa; Arthropoda; Insecta; Hemiptera; Pentatomidae.
UGAUAACAGCACCUAAUAAAAGGAAUCAGAGUUCUUUUCCAUGUAUUUUGAUUUUGAAGUACUACUGAUAAUAAAACUGAGUUAGUUAUUUCAAUUAAUAUCUGCAAUAUUUUCGAAAUAAUAUGAAAACCUCAUUACAAUUAAUAAUAAUUUUUAUUGGAUCAUUUAUUGUUUUCUCUCAAGAAUCCAAAGAUGUCAAAAAACUACCACCUGUUAUUUUUGUGCCAGGUGAUGGAGGAAGUCAGCUUGAGGCCAAAUUGAACAAAACUACAACUGUUCACUAUGUUUGUGAUAAAACUACAAAAGACUUUUUUACACUGUGGUUGGAUGUUAAUCAUUUAAUUCCUAUUGCUAUUGACUGCUGGGUCGAUAAUAUUAAGUUGAAUUUUGAUGAAGCAACUAAAAAAACUUUUAACCAACCUGGUGUUGAGACGAGGAUUCCUGAUUUCGGUGACCCCUCGAGAGUUGAAUACUUAGAUCCAAGUAGGCUUGCUAUAGCAGGAGAUUACUUCAGUCAUAUCAGUGAUACUCUUGUUUCUCUGGGAUACAUAAGGGGGGAGAAUCUCCAUGGUGCACCUUUUGAUUUUAGGAAAGGCCCAAGUGAACUUGAUAUAUUUUUUCAAAAUCUUACUAAUUUAAUCGAAUCUACUUAUGUCAAAAAUGGGAACUCGCCAGUUGUACUAAUAGCGCACAGUAUGGGAGGACCAUUGUCUUUGAUAUUGUUGAAUAAUAAACCUCAAUCAUGGAAAGAUAAGUACAUUAGAGCUCUUCUAACUUUAUCAGGUGCUUAUGGUGGAAGUGUUAAAGCAUUGAAAGUUUUUGCUACAGGAGAUGACCUUGGUGUCUACUUAUUGAAUGAGUCUGUUCUUAAGCAGGUACAAACUACGCUGCCUAGCAGUGCCUUCCUCAUGCCGAACUAUCUUCUUUGGGAUGAUGAAGUUCUUGUGUCUACUCCUGAUAAAAACUACACCAUUAAAGACCUGGAAAGUUUCUUCAAUGAUAUAAAUAACCCAACUGGUUGGAAAAUGUAUUUAAACGAGAAAAAAUUCACUGAGAAACUGACACCUCCAGGAGUAGAGGUCCAUUGCCUUUAUGGUUUAGGCGUUAGUACAAUCCAGCAACUUGUUUAUAAAACUAACAAGUUCCCUGAUCAGCCGUUGUUCACCUACGAAGAUGGAGAUGGGACUGUCAAUAUACGUAGCCUCGAGUUUUGCAAGAAAUGGAUUACUAAACAGAAGCAGGAAGUACAUACACAGGGAUUUGUAGGGUCAGACCACAUGGCUAUUCUUAAAGAUUCGAGGGUCAUGAACUAUAUAAAAGACAGAAUUUCGAUUUGGUCUAAUCUUAACUUAUAAACAAUUUUUUUUACGAUUAGCUAGUGGAGCUGAAACAUUUAAUGUAUAGACAUAUAAAUUAUUUUAUUAUUAUUAAAUAGUAGAAAUAUAAUAUUCAAUGUAUAGAUAUAUAAAUUAUUUUUUAAUAAUUAAAUAUUGGAGAUGAAAUAUUUAAUGUAUAGAUUUAUAAUUUAAGUUAUUGUGAUACAGGGAUUUGUCUUGAAUACAAUUCGAAAUCUAUGUUAUACAUUUUAUGGCUAAAAGAUCUAACCUUGAGACACCCAUUUAAUUUAAAAUAACACUUUAAAAAAUAUUUUGAUUUUAAUUUUUCUGAAUAUGUACAUAUCAUGUAUACAUGUGUGGAUGUAUUUAUUAUAUACUCUUUUUAGUCUUCCAUUGUGUUGGUAUAGGUGUUAGAUGCCCUUAGAGGCUUAAAAUCGCUCUCUAGUAAUUUUAAAUUGAGCCUAAAAAGCAAAUGAUGUAUUAAAUUCUUAUCAGUUUUAAAAAUGAAAACCUAUGUAAUUUAUUUUUAGAUUUAGUUGUCGAAAUUUAGAUUUAUAUAUUCACACCAUUCCCAAACUGUACCAUUUUCUUCAUAAAAUAUAGCUAUUUGAUAUAAGGUGAAAUUGCUCUCUUGUAAUUUUAAAUGGAACCUAUAAAUCAAAUUCAUAUCAGCUUUAAAAAUGAAAGCACUUGUAAUUUAUGUUUAAGUUCAUUACUGAACUAUACAUUUAUAUAAUGCACCAUUCCUUAACUGUAUCAUUUUAUUUAUAAAAUAUAGUUAUUGUUAUCAA